Molecule: messenger RNA, 741 nt
Organism: Acanthosepion pharaonis
Lineage: Eukaryota; Metazoa; Mollusca; Cephalopoda; Sepiida; Sepiidae
Source: the annotation of a GenBank genome assembly
AUGAUGUCUGGAAGUCCUUUUGGGGAUUCUAGUUUGGACCAGUCCAACAUGAUGGAUAGUGAUUUGAAGAUUGAAACCAGUCCCACUGGGGAUCCACACUUCACUUUCAUCCGAGCAAAUAGCACUGGCUCCCUUGCAGCUGGAUGUGCUUCCUCAGCUUCUUCAGCCCACAAUACUGAUGAUGAAGACAGUGACAACAGAACAAUGAUGAGUUACAAAGAUCGAAGGCGAGAAGCUCAUACCCAAGCUGAGCAGAAACGAAGGGAUGCCAUAAAGAAAGGUUAUGAUGAACUGCAAAUGAUUGUUCCUAAAUGCCAGCAACCUGACAGUUUGGGUUCCCAAAAACUCAGUAAAGCCACUGUGUUACAGAAAUCAAUUGACUACAUUGGUUACUUAGUGGAUCAGAAAUCCAAACAGGAAGUUGCUCUGGACAAUCUCAGGAAAGAAGUGAUGGCUCUGAAAAUCAUGAAAGCAAAUUAUGAACAUAUUGUAAAGACACAUCAGAACACUCCACAAGCAGGACAGAAUCAAGUUUCAGAUGAAGUGAAAUUUCAAGUUUUCAAGCAAGUGAUGGAUUCCUUAUUUACUUCUUUUGUGUCUACUGUGUCUGUGGCCAAUUUUGCUGAAUUAUCAGGAUGUGUUUUCAGUUGGUUGGAAGAAUAUUGCAAACCAAAAAAUUUAAAAGAACUUGUAGUUGGAGUUCUUCAACAGAUCAGCAACCAACCAAACUUGAACCAGUAG